AUGACGCUGCGGGAGUCCUUCGCUGGCAGCCCUAGAUCCGCCAUUCAAGACCCCGAAAUCUACCCACGGGAUGACAUUGAGCUUGCGCUCAGGCUCGGAAGAGGCCCCUCGGUUGCAGUCAAACACGAGGCUGUUUCGCAGUGGGUUGAUGCCAUUGCCUUGGGGAAUCCAACCAUCACCGCGCUGAGGCAUACAGACCAUUCUGGCAAGGGGCAGUCAUGCGGACGGGCCCUUUUACGCACGGCGCGCCUGACCCAGACCGGCACCCUCGCCGAAAUCGAUUUUGUCCUGGUUGACAGUGCCGACGUUGGUGCCCAGGCCGAGCGCUGGCUGGCGUCUGCCACGCCAAAAGUCACUGCUAUUCUCCAGCGCCGGCAGCUGAGAACGGAAAGGAGCAGCAGCUCGCAAAACGUCUCAGCUCCAGGUGACGCGGCCGCCAUUCUCUUCACCAGCGGUACAACCGGCACUCCCAAGGGCAUUUCGCUGCGGCAUUCAUCUCUCACCAACGUCGUCAAGGCCACGAUGGCGCUGCAGUUCCACAUGCCCGGCGGCCUCGGCCGGCGGACAGUUCUUCCGCACGGCGCACCGGGCUUCGAAAUGUCGCUCGAGCAGGUGUUCCUCGCGCUUUGCCGUGGGGGCACGUUGGUCAUCGCGGACCGUUCCAUCCGGGGCGACUCGCGCACAUUGACGAAGCUUAUCGCCGAAGAGGGUGUCACCUUCACCAAGGCCGCGCCGCCCGAGUACAGAUCCUGGUUCCGAAACGGGGAAGCACUCGGGCCCGACACGAGCCUGAAGUAUCGACCGCAUGACCAGGGCGUGGUUGAGGAGUUGAAGCGUCGUCUUCCUGAGGUUGUUUCCGCGGGCCGCGCGCCAUUUAUUGUGACCAAGACCGAGAUUUCUCUUGAUGAUGCAGUCGACGACAUCCAGGGUCCCGAGUCUGCAGGCCAGCAGGCGGCAAUCCCAAUCGGAUCGCCACUUGAGAACUGUGCAGUUUAUGUGGUCGACAACCACCUUGGACUGUUGCCUCCUGGGGUGUCGGGCGAAAUCCUCAUCGGCUGGCGCCGGGGUCGCCAUGGGCUAUCUCGACAGUGA
This is a messenger RNA of Pyricularia grisea, 1092 nucleotides long. RefSeq lists its product as uncharacterized. NCBI's taxonomy places the organism in Eukaryota, Fungi, Ascomycota, Sordariomycetes, Magnaporthales, Pyriculariaceae. Gene Ontology annotation, molecular function: phosphopantetheine binding. The transcript is spliced from 5 exons. Gene Ontology annotation, cellular component: cytoplasm. Bases 1 to 1092 code for a protein of 363 amino acids. Gene Ontology annotation, biological process: secondary metabolite biosynthetic process; amino acid activation for nonribosomal peptide biosynthetic process. The record is from RefSeq and is a predicted model, not a curated record.